Toxorhynchites rutilus septentrionalis is the source of this 702-nucleotide messenger RNA. RefSeq names its product RNA-binding protein 8A (gene tsu). Bases 118 to 612 code for a protein of 164 amino acids. Gene Ontology annotation, biological process: RNA splicing. The transcript has a single exon. Lineage: Eukaryota; Metazoa; Arthropoda; Insecta; Diptera; Culicidae. Gene Ontology annotation, cellular component: cytoplasm; nucleus; exon-exon junction complex. The record is from RefSeq and is a predicted model, not a curated record. Gene Ontology annotation, molecular function: mRNA binding.
UCCGUGAGUUAUCCUGUCAAAACCUGAAUCCAGCACUGAAAAAGUUUGCAAACAUUCAGCAGCGUUAAAGUGAAAUUUAACUUUCUAUAAAUUAGCUAAAAAUUAACAUUUUAAACGAUGGCUGAUGUGCUUGAUAUCUACAAUCACGAGGAGUUUGAAGUGGAUGAAGAUGGUGAUCAGGGGAUUGCUCGGCUGAAGGAAAAAGCACGCAAGCGUAAGGGACGUGGAUUUGGAAAUGAGAGCAUCCCCCGUGAGGCAAUCGACUACGAGCGACUGCAGGACGACGAGGAGGAAGCCGAACCGGGACCGCAGCGAUCGGUUGAGGGUUGGAUUUUGUUCGUGACAGCUAUCCACGAGGAAGCGCAGGAAGAUGACAUUCAGGAAAAGUUUUGCGAGUUCGGUGACAUCAAAAAUAUCCAUCUGAAUCUUGACCGUCGUACCGGUUUUCUGAAGGGUUAUGCUUUGGUGGAAUACGAGACGUACAAACAAGCGCUGGCAGCUAAGGAAGCACUAAACGCAUCUGAAAUUCUGGGACAAACCAUUGCUGUUGAUUGGUGUUUCGUCAAAGGACCGAAGAAAUUAAAGAAAUCAAGCGAACGUCGGCGAAGAUAGAAAUAAUAUUUAUAAAAGCUUUUUCAUUAUUUAUAUUUGAAGUCAGGAGAUGACCGAAUCGAAAAAUAAAAUAUGAAUUCGAAAUACAAA